Daucus carota subsp. sativus is the source of this 645-nucleotide messenger RNA. Its product is annotated as protein FAR1-RELATED SEQUENCE 5-like. Gene Ontology annotation, biological process: regulation of DNA-templated transcription. Bases 1 to 645 code for a protein of 214 amino acids. The transcript is spliced from 2 exons. The record is from RefSeq and is a predicted model, not a curated record. NCBI's taxonomy places the organism in Eukaryota, Viridiplantae, Streptophyta, Magnoliopsida, Apiales, Apiaceae.
AUGAUUUCAAAGGAUGAAGUGCUUUUCAUGCAACGGCCAAGGAAUAUAACUCCCGUUAUUCAGCAAUUGAUUAUAACAUUGAAUAAAUCGGGUAUUGGGCCUUCAAAAACUUUAAACGUGUUAGGGGAGUUAACGGGUGGCUUGGAGAAUAUUGGAUUUGGUAAUCAAGAUGUUCGGAAUGUAUUGCGUGAUAUUCGACAUUAUGUGUUUGAUUCGAGUGAUGCUUUAGAGGGUUUGGCAUUACUUCGAGAAUUGAAACGUAAUAGUCAAGGUGAAUUUUUCUAUAAAGUUGACGUGGACGAGGAAAAUCGUGUGCGGGCCAUGAUGUGGGUUGACCCGAGAUCAGUCAAUGCCUACAAAAAUUUCGGAGAUGUUGUUUUUGACUCCACAUAUCGUACUAAUAGGUAUUGCAUGCCGUUCGUGCCAUUUACGGGGGUAAAUCACCAUUAUCAGUCGAUUUUGUUCGGAUUUGCCCUGAUAAGGGAUGAGACCGAAGAAUCUUACUUAUGGGUGUUUAAGAGUUGGUUGGAGGCUAUGGGGAACGUGGCUCCACAAACGAUCAUCACCGAUCAAGACAUUGCUAUUGGAAAUGCUAUUGCCGAAGUUUUGCCUAACACAAGUCAUCUAUAUUGUGGGAGGCAUUAG